Dichomitus squalens LYAD-421 SS1 is the source of this 543-nucleotide messenger RNA. RefSeq lists its product as uncharacterized. The annotation marks the transcript as partial. Lineage: Eukaryota; Fungi; Basidiomycota; Agaricomycetes; Polyporales; Polyporaceae. The transcript has a single exon. The record is from RefSeq and is a predicted model, not a curated record.
CUCGCUCUAUUCACUUUCUCGCUUUUUAUCGCCGCUGCCACUUCAGUGUUGGUGAAUGUCACUGUUGAUGAUACAUUUGGGGACCCAACGACCGGGAUCAUUCCCCAGUAUCUACCCAUAGACCCUCCGGGAACUAUCGGUGCUUGGCAUUCUGGCAAUUCUUCUGAGCAAGACGACUGGACGACUUCGCAUUGGACCCCAGGCAUCCUCGACGUAUUAAAGAUACAUAAUCAAACCUGGCAUGACUCAACCCCUGCGAACGGACCGGCCCAGGUUGUCGUCAACUUCACAGGGACUGCCGUUUACGUAUACAAUGUCGUCCCGAACAUGGUCUGGGAGACGGUCACAACUUCCAACAUGACGUUCGCUAUCGAUGACUCGGUCGUCGGAAGCUUCGUCCAUAUGCCAAACAACUCCGGGGUAACCUUGUACAACCAGCUUGUGUACUCCAACACCGAACUCGAACUCGCUCCUCACACCAUCGUCAUAUCAGCCGAGGGCGACAGUCACUCAUUCAUUCUCUUCGAUUACCUGCUCUACACG